AAAUUUUUGUUAGUUUCAUCCGGAAAAAUCGCAAAUAUUUUGUGGCCAGUGCCGCAGAAUGGCUAUCGUGUGCACGUCAGUCCAGGGCCAUGGCUAACUCCAGCAGUGUAAUGCGCCUUGGGGGCAGUGGCAUUCCAUACGACGGCGACCCCCUGACAAUGAGCGCAGCUGGCAACGACUAUGCCGAACUCUGUGAUCUUGGACCCUCGCGAUGGAGUGCCCGACCCUACGGAUACAAUGCGACCGCAGCGGCAGCCGCCAGCUUUGGCCUUGGGCCCUCGAUGGGCGGGACGCAGUCGUCGUCGAGCGUGCCGACGGGCGGAUCGGCGGGGCUCAGCGGGCACCACCUGCGCGGUAGUGGGGCGCCGGGGCCGAGCAGUUUCGAGGCGGAGGACAUUGGCCUGGCCUUUGGCAUGAUCAGUCCGCCGCCGGGCAGUGGACCCUAUGGCGGAUCAUCGGCGGCAGCAGCGGCGGCGGCGGCAGCCAGCGGAUCGCGCGUAGGCAAUAGUACCAGCUCGCUGCGCGGCGCAGGCGGUCGAUCCGGAUUGUACUACUCGCCGCCGGGCACCUCCUACACGAUCAUCGAGCGCCCCCACUCGCCGCACUACUACUUCAACUCGGCAGGCGUGCCCACCAAGGGCGGCUCGCUGCCGGGGCGUGGCAGCGCCUAUCUCAGCUCCUCACCCGCCAGCCACAUGGCCGCCGGAACGGCGGGCACCCUGCCCACCUCGACGGCCGCCAGCGGACGGUCGAUGGGCCAGCACGCCAGCAGCAACGGCAACAAGAAGCGGCCCAUCUCGCCGGAGCAGGUGCUGCGCAUGUUCGGAGCCACCCAAUCGUCAUCAGUUCCUACGAGUAGCUACCACUACAGCAACGGCGGCACGCGGGAGCGGGAUCGCACGGGCAGGCGCAGCCCCGCCAGCAGUCCGCCCUCCACCACCCACCAGAUUUAUCGGGAUCGGGAGCGGGAAAGGGAUCGCAGUGUCCCGAAUAUCCACGAACUUACCACGCGAACCGUUUCCAUGUCGCGCGACCAGCAAAUCGAUCAUGGUUUCGGCAUUUGCGUCAAGGGAGGCAAAGACUCAGGCUUAGGCGUCUACAUCUCACGCAUCGAGGAAAAUUCGGUGGCCGAACGCGCCGGUUUGCGACCCGGUGAUACAAUCCUAGAGGUGAAUGGCACCCCCUUCACCUCAAUCAAUCACGAGGAGGCGCUGAAGAGAUGUGUGCAGAUAUUGAAAUCGUCACGUCAAAUCAGUAUGACGGUGCGAGCGCCGCCCACGCUGAACUCGACCGCCCCGCUGCACGGCUUCGGUCCGCCCUCCCGCGACCCCAUGUACGCGUCGAUGGCACCCCUCCACCCACAGAACCAGGCGGCAGCGGCAGCAGCGGCGGCGGCCGCCCAGGGGGCGGGGCUGCCCUUCCGCCAGACCUGCUCGUGGAUGGACCGCCACGGACGACCCGCCUCCCCGCCCAUGGAGUACGGGGGCAGGCGCAGCGAUCGACGGGAUCGAAUACGACGCGUGGAGCUGCUGAUCGAGCCCGGCCAAUCUCUGGGCCUGAUGAUCCGCGGCGGCGUGGAGUACGGCCUGGGGAUCUUCGUCACCGGCGUGGACAAGGACAGUGUGGCCGAUCGGUCCGGACUGAUGAUCGGCGACGAGAUCCUCGAGGUCAACGGGCAAUCCUUUCUCGAUGUGACGCACGACGAGGCGGUGGGUCAGUUGAAGUACCACAAGCGUAUGUCGCUGGUGAUACGUGACGUGGGCAAGGUGCCGCACUCCUGCACCUCCAUCGAGAUGGAGCCCUGGGAUGCCUACAGUCCAACGGGCACAAGAGCACGCCGAAAAGGUCAAAUUGCGACCAUGGUGGAGGAGAAGGCGCGCUCUCUGCUGCCCCGUCAUCACUUUGCAAGCCUUUCCUACUAUAUUGCCGAAUAUAGUGCGAAAGCAAUGACCAUAGAUGCCUUUGUUGCCGUCUUAUUAGAGAUGUUAGAUACGUACGAGAAGCACUCGCUAGUGACGGAGAUACGGGAACUGGUAUUUCCCGAGGAUCGCACGCGAUACGACGAGCUAGUCUAUCGCAGAGAACGCGAUCCUUACAGCGUGGAUAGGCAUAGGCGUAAGGGAGACCCCGCCCGUGACUUGCCGGUAACAGCCGAUGAUUUGGAAAUUAUAGCCGCCACCGGACGGAGUCCUUCGUCGGACUCGGGAUUGGGCAUGACCGUUACGGAUAUACACAAACGACCCGCACUACAGUUGCCCCAUCGACCCAUGUCGGCGGGACCCAUACUGCAUCGCUCACAGCCAGCAUCACAUUAUCAGACAGCAAGCCACCAGUCGUCAUCAUCAUUAUCGCCUCCACAACAACAGCAGCAACACCAGCAGCAACAUCAGCAACAGCAGCAACAUUAUCCACCCCAUCAUGCCUCAUUGCGUCAUCUGGGCGGAAUUGGCGGCAACGUGGGAUCUGGGCGACAUCAUCACCACCAUCCGUUGGGACCAAGUCAAUUGAAAUUCAAGCAGGCCAAAGACAAUCAGCAACAGGAAUACGGCUGUGAAGAGCACAGAACUCGCCGGGGCAGCGAAACCCUUUUACCGGAAUACGAUCAAGAUGCGGAACAGGAGUUGGCCACAAAACUCUCACGGAGUUUCGAUAUGAAGGAAGAAGGCGGCACAUUGCUGGGCGAUAAAGGUGUACGAAGGCAUCAGUCCAUGCAGCGUCUGUCAGCGGAGCAGAAUGGUGGUUCAACGACUGAACAAACACAUGAACACAAUCCAAACGUCGUACCUGAUCAUAGAGGCAACUUACACAUUACAGUUAAGAAAACCAAACCAAUUUUAGGUAUUGCUAUUGAAGGUGGUGCUAAUACAAAACACCCGCUUCCUAGGAUAAUCAAUAUCCAUGAAAAUGGUGCAGCAUUUGAAGCGGGCGGCCUUGAAGUCGGGCAACUCAUUCUGGAAGUAGAUGGAACCAAAGUGGAAGGUCUACAUCAUCAGGAGGUUGCUCGACUGAUAGCCGAAUGCUUUGCUAAUCGUGAAAAGGCUGAAAUAACCUUCUUAGUUGUCGAAGCAAAAAAAUCAAAUUUGGAACCGAAGCCGACGGCGCUGAUAUUUUUAGAAGCCUAACAUUUGCUUGCCCUGCCGGCCAGUGACCCAUUGGAACGACAAAAACUCGAGUUCCUCUAUGAAUGGGGCAUCGAUUUAACGGAGACGCCAAAACCAAUGCCAACACCAAUACCGCUAACGAAAGCCAAGAAUCCGCCGCCACUGCCCCAUGAGAUGCACAACAACAUCAACAGCCACUAUGGUAGCAGUGCGGCGAUCAGCAAUCAUCAACCUCAUUCGCAUCCGCAUACACAUCCUCACCAGCAGCAGCAACAACAACAGCAGCAGCAACAGCAGCAACAUCAAAACACCAAAACGCCCAAUACAAACAACAGCAACACACAAGCAACACCAACGGGAGCAGCGACAGCUGCUAACAAACAACAACAGGUAAACACCAACACACCAACAAAGGCGUCGCGUGAGGCGACUCCCACGCGGGAUUCACAUCAGCAACAUGCCACGCCUACACACCAGCAACAAACGCCCACCCGCCAGCAGCAGCUGCAACGUGAGCAACGCGAGCAACGGGAGCAACGUGAAACACGCGAACAACGUGAACAACGUGAACAGCGUGAGCAACGCGAACAUCAGCUACACCAACGCGAUCAGCAGCAACAUCAUCGCGAACGGCAGCAACAAUUGCGAGAGCAACGCGAACAACGCGAAAGGGAGUAUCAACACGAACACGAACACCACCACGAACAACACCCACACCAACACCACCACCAUCGUGAACACCACGAGGAACAACACCACCACCAUCAUCAUUAUCAUUCAUCUGGAUCACAAUCACAACAGCAACACCAACGCUACAGCAGCAGCAACAGCUACAAAUCUCAUAAUAAUUCCGUUUACCAGUAAGGAGAAACCGAAAAGCAAGAGUCAAAAAUACAAUUCUCGCAAUUGGAGCAACAAUUUUUUGGAAACAUUCUUUUCAAACUGCAACAGCAAUUCAACCAGUAAACAGUUUAAUUGUGCUACCUUUGUUGAAACAAAAACGAAGACCUAUGCCCCUCAUGCACGCCUCUUUCUACACUGAACACAACGCGCUUGUUAAAAAUAAAUAUACAAAAUUGUCCCACAACUACCACAAAACUAUGUGGGUCACCAUAUCCUGCUAUGUACCCUAGAAAUGUGUUAAUUUGUUGUAGCUGACGAGAUGCUCUUACCAAAAAAAUGUUGAAAGAAAGAAAGUUGAGUCUAUAGUUUGUAACAACCCCUUAUAAAGUUUUGUGUGUUUGGUUUGUUUAUUAAACCCAUUUCUGAAAUAUCAAAUGCAAAAUUUUAACACUGCCAAGGUUAAUGAAAAACAAUAAAAAUAUUAAAAAAAUAAUCAAGAGCAUCUCUCUCACUUGGCUUUCCGUUCGAUCCUUACAGUGCAGUAUAUGGCUCGCCCGAAAAUUCUCUUAGAACUAGAACCAAAAACCACUCCUAUCCUCAACUAGAAUAACCAGAGACAAGACCUAUCCAGUCCUUAGGUAUCCGUAUCCUAAGACCCUCUAUCGAACCACGAACCACGCGCUAGACGAACUGUGUAAAUCCGUGUAAACUCUAUAACAUAUUAUUGUAUGAUUAUUAUUACUAUUGAGUAUCAAGCGAUCAACGUAGCUUAGACAGUUAGUCAUUACUUGUUUACACUAGUGACGAGAAAUGUUUACGUUCACGAGAUUACUGUAAGAGCAAUGUUAGUUGAUGAUAAACCCACAAAAGUCCCCAAGAAAAAGCAUCCACAACCCAAUAAGGCAUACAUUAAGAAAAUCAAGAGCUUAAAAUGUUAAAAACGAACAAAUAAAAUAUCUAAAAAUCCCUUAAACAGUAAGCAAAAAGAAGAUGAUGCAGAGAAAAAUAAGCAAAAAAAAAAAUGAAUAAAGGCACAGACACUGUAAAAUGUAAAAAUAACCAGCAAACUAGUAACGAAUUGUCGCUUUUGUUAGAUUCAAACAUACACUAACACACACAAAUACACGUAUGCACGCCACUCACACACACACGCAUGCAUAUUGCCAAAUUGAUUGUAUUUACAGCAGCUAAUUGAACAAAACAAAAAAACCUACAACAAACAAAAAUGAAGCCCACCUAAGCAAAAGUUAAUUUGUAAAAAUAAAAAGUAA
Messenger RNA from Drosophila elegans, 5215 nucleotides. It is a transcript of the gene dysc, whose product is annotated as whirlin. NCBI's taxonomy places the organism in Eukaryota, Metazoa, Arthropoda, Insecta, Diptera, Drosophilidae. Gene Ontology annotation, cellular component: cilium; plasma membrane; stereocilium tip. The record is from RefSeq and is a predicted model, not a curated record. Gene Ontology annotation, molecular function: protein binding.